Messenger RNA from Ilex paraguariensis (yerba mate), 1351 nucleotides. NCBI's taxonomy places the organism in Eukaryota, Viridiplantae, Streptophyta, Magnoliopsida, Aquifoliales, Aquifoliaceae. The record is from the annotation of a GenBank genome assembly.
AUGGCUUUUGGGCCUCUGGAAUGGUAUUGUAAGCCAGUGAAGAAUGGGGUCUGGGCAAAAGCAGUGGAAAAUGCAUUUGGGGCUUAUACCCCGUGUGUAACUGACACGCUUGUGAUUUGUGUUUCUCAUUUAGUUCUUCUGGGUUUGUGCUUAUAUCGAAUAUGGCGGAUAAAGAAAGACUAUAAAGUCAAGAGGUUCUGUUUGAGGUCAAAUUACUACAAUUAUGUGCUGGCUUUUUUGGCUGCUUAUUGUACUGCAGAACCUUUGUUCAGAUUGGUCAUGGGUAUUUCAGCUUUGAAUCUAGAUGGACAGACUGGUCUUGCUCCAUAUGAGAUAGUUGCCCUGAUUGAUCAGGCUCUUACUUGGUGCUCUAUGCUGGUUAUGAUUGGAGUAGAAACAAAGGUCUACAUCCAUAACUUUCGGUGGUUUGUUAGGUUUGGAGUCUUAUUUGUGUUGGUAGGGGAUGCUGUGAUGCUCAAUCUCGCACUUGCAGCACAGGAUUUUUACAAUCGCUUCAGCUUUUGUGGAGACGAAAUGGCCUUAAGCGGAUUGUGCGAUAGGGGGCGAGUACAGCGACAAAAUCGCAAGAGAGUUGUGAUCGCUUGUCGAUCUAUCGGCCUUGUGAAGCUGUUGACGUCGAGUGCAAGGGCAACGCCAGUGGCUGUGGUUGUUGACAGAAUACAUCCAGCCGUUGAAUUGAAGAAGUGGGGAAGUGAUAAGGCCGGUCAACAAAAUUAUUCCAUUAGAAGUGUUAUCUCCGGUUGCCAGGCCCCAGCUGAGGCUUUAUUUGGAGUACUCCUGCUUGCGCAUGUUCCCAGUUUGAAUCCAUAUCCUGGUUACUCUCCAUUGUUGACCGAAUCUACUGACUGUACUGAAUAUGAAGAACUUUCUGGAGGAGAGCAAAUUUGUCCUGAGAGGCAAUUCAGCAUAUUUGCUCAAAUUUCUUUUGCUUGGAUGAAUCCCCUAAUGCAACUAGGCUACAAACGACCCCUCACGGAUAAGGAUGUCUGGAAACUGGAUACGUGGGAUCGGACUGAAACAUUGAACAGCAAGUUCCAAAGAUGUUGGGCCGAGGAGUCUCGUAAGCCUAAACCGUGGCUUUUAAGAGCAUUAAAUAGUAGUCUUGGAGGAAGAUUUUGGUGGGGAGGCUUCUGGAAGGUAGUGAACAUAUUUAAGCAGUGUUCCAUUUUGACCUAGUUAGAACUAGUCAUGUGAUCUUAUGGGAAAUUGCUGGGUGACAGAAGUUUUACAAUUAGAACCAAUUGUAAUGAACUCGCGGGAGUUGUUUAGUGUUGGCUCUAUGGUAUAGUUCCAUGGGUCACCUCAGUAUGUUUUUACCUGGCAGACUUUC